AUGGAUGGGAUCAUCAAACACUUUAAAAACAACAAAUCUCCAGGUCCAGAUGGAUAUAACAUGGAGUUCUACAAAGUGGCUUGGGAAGUUAUCAAAAAAGACUUUAUGGCAGUAAUUAAAGAAUUUGAGGAACAAAAGAAAACGGAUUGGAGAAUAAACUGCUCUUUUAUAAGUCUCAUUCCAAAAAUUGAGCAGUUGGCACACUAUCUCAAAUGUGCUAAAGAGCUCAGGAUUUGGAGAAAAAUGGAUCAUCUAGAUAGAAUGUCUGUAACAUCUGCUCAACAUUCUCUACCGAUAAAUGGAAGCUCAAAAGAAAAAUUCAAACCUCAAAAAGGUUUGAGACAGUGUAAUCCACUAUCACCUUUCCUUUUCAUUGUUGUAGAAAUAUUCUCAAAGCUAAUGAAGAAUGCUGUGCAACUAAAUAUGAUUUCAGGAUUCUCUAUCAACUCAAUUCAGGUUUCUCAUUUACAGUAUGCAUAUGACACAUUGGUUUUUCUUGAUGCAAAAGAAAAAGAAGCAGAGAAUCUGGUGAUAAUUCUACAUAUUUUUGAAGCUAGAACAGGUUUAUGUGUUAACUUCCUAAAAAGUGCAAUUUUAAGCAUAGGUGCAGAUCAUAUCAUUGAAGAAAUGGCAGUACUUUUGAAAUGUAAAAUUGAGAAGUUGCUUCUCAAAUAUCUUGGAAUUCCAGUGGGUGCAACUUCAAGAGAAAGCAGUAUUUGGGACUCAGUGAUAGAGAAAUUUCAAAAGAAAUUAGCUCUAUGGAAGAGGAAGUUCUUCACAAAGUCGGGGAGAGUCACACUAAUCAGGACUUCAUUAUCCAGUCUACCAAUAUACUUCAUGUCAAUCUUUCACAUGCCAACAAGUGUGGAACAAAAAACUAAAUCAAAUAAUGAGAAAUUUUAUGUGGGGGUCUACUGCAGACAAAAACAAGAUUAA
Messenger RNA from Papaver somniferum (opium poppy), 936 nucleotides. RefSeq lists its product as uncharacterized. The transcript is spliced from 2 exons. The record is from RefSeq and is a predicted model, not a curated record. Bases 1 to 936 code for a protein of 311 amino acids. Lineage: Eukaryota; Viridiplantae; Streptophyta; Magnoliopsida; Ranunculales; Papaveraceae.